AUGACCGGUGCGUGCACCGGGGGAAAGAUGCGCAGUCCGACGUUCUGGCUUGGUACCGCCGGGUUCCUAAUCAUGUCAUUUGGGCUAAUGAAGGAAAUUAAGGGAAGCAUGAUAUAUGGUAUGCUCUUUGUGACAUUGGUUUCGUGGAUUAGGGGCACAAGUGUGACACACUUCCCCAACAACCGAACUGGUGAGUCAAGAUACGAGUAUUUUAAAAGGGUGGUGGACUUCCACACUAUCAAGUCCACUGCAGGGGCCAUAAGCUUCUCUCAAUUCAAUAGGAGUAACGUGUGGGUGGCCUUAUUUACCUUGUUAUAUAUCGAUGUGUUAGCCACCACAGGCUCAUUGUACACCUUAGCUGAAAUUGGAGGCUUUGUGGAUGAGCAAGGGAAUAUAGAGGGAGAAUACCAAGCCUACAUGGUCGACGGUGGAGCAACCGCCGUGGGGGCGCCCUGGGAGUCUCAACAGUUGUAA
Molecule: messenger RNA, 474 nt
Organism: Thlaspi arvense
Lineage: Eukaryota; Viridiplantae; Streptophyta; Magnoliopsida; Brassicales; Brassicaceae
Source: the annotation of a GenBank genome assembly